AUGGAGUGCGAGGCAAGACGCAAAGUCAGGGAGUGGCGUCGUGUGGCCAAGGACGCGGCAGCUGUAAAGCUCCACGACGCCGUUGAUCUCACACUGCACCCGGCGGUUGAGCGGGCGACGAUGCCCGGCCUUACGCCGUUCCGCAGGCUCCGCACUAGCGACAUCCUCACAGAGCUCGUGCAGCUCCCAUCAGUAGCAAUGACAUCGCAUGUGAGUUUCAUCUUUGGCGCUGUGUGGGUGCUGAGUCAGUUAGCUCGCGGCGCUCAAACUCCGACAAAGGGCGUCGCGCCUCUGCGACUCCUCAUUGGGGUGCUGCUUGUGCUUUUACAUAUUCGAUUCAUAAGAUGGCGACAGCCGGUUGUAAGCACUGUGUCGAAUGCACUAGAUGUGUCAGGUUCAGCUAGGGGGCCGUGCCGUGUUGUCGAUAAGGUGCUCACUAUCACUAACUCCCACGCAGGGACGCACGCCGAUAUGCCACAUCACUUCUCUUGUGACUCCAACGCCGUGGCUUUCGAGGACGAACACUACUCGGGUGAUGCAUUAAUUCUGGACAUUAGUGGUCUUCUGAAGGACGCGAGCAAUGACGUCGAUGACGACAAACCGCGACCCAUUACUCGCCACAUCAUGGAGGACGCCAUUGCGCAGUGUGGCCUUUUGCUACAGCCUGUGUGGCGGCUUCUGCUAGUGACGCGCCACGUCUGUAACUAUGGCGAUGCCGCGUGGAAAAAUGGGUUCGCAUACCUUGAGCCAGAGACAGUGCGGUAUCUUGCCGAAUCCUUUCCGUUGCUGCUGUUGGUUGGCACUGACGCGCCAUCCGUCGAUCACCCCGAUGCAGCCCCUAUAUGUGAGGCGGCACACGGCGCUCUGUAUGAUCGAGGAAUAGCUCUUCUCGAGAGCCUACAGUUUGAUGCGGUGCAUUCUCUCUUCAAGGAUUCAAGAGUUCUUCGCGGUUCCAUAAUGACUGUCUUCAGUACAACACAGUCAUUUAAGGAUAGUCGGGGAUGUCAUGUAAUAUUUUUUCCCAUGCUGAAUUCAAAGUGCGAGGCAGCAGUUGAGUGA
Molecule: messenger RNA, 1059 nt
Organism: Trypanosoma grayi
Lineage: Eukaryota; Euglenozoa; Kinetoplastea; Trypanosomatida; Trypanosomatidae
Exons: 1
Coding region: 1-1059 (352 amino acids)
Molecular function (GO): arylformamidase activity
Source: RefSeq, a predicted model, not a curated record